This is a messenger RNA of Tripterygium wilfordii, 1407 nucleotides long. RefSeq names its product cinnamyl alcohol dehydrogenase 1-like. Bases 76 to 1149 code for a protein of 357 amino acids. Gene Ontology annotation, molecular function: cinnamyl-alcohol dehydrogenase activity; zinc ion binding. Gene Ontology annotation, biological process: lignin biosynthetic process. The record is from RefSeq and is a predicted model, not a curated record. NCBI's taxonomy places the organism in Eukaryota, Viridiplantae, Streptophyta, Magnoliopsida, Celastrales, Celastraceae. The transcript has 5 exons.
GCGUCUUUAUGUAGCCUUAGUUAUAUCUUUCACUCUCCAUUACUCUGCAAUUUUGCCGAACACAUCACAUAAUCAAUGGGUAGCCCUCAAACGGAGAGGACAACUGUAGGAUGGGCAGCAAAAGACAAUUCUGGGAUUCUCGCUCCUUACACCUACACUCUCAGGAAAACUGGCCCUGAAGAUGUUUACUUGAAGGUUCUUUAUUGUGGAAUCUGCCACACUGAUCUUCAUCGAAUCAAGAACGAUCUUGGCUUGGCUCAUUACCCUAUGGUUCCUGGGCAUGAAGUAGUGGGUGAGGUGAUGGAGGCGGGAUCUGAAGUCACCAAGUUCAGAGCAGGAGAUGCUGUUGGUGUUGGACUGAUUGUGGGAUGCUGUGGGACCUGUCGUCCAUGUGAAUCAGAUUCCGAGCAAUACUGCAACAAGAAAAUCUGGACCUACGACGACGUUUACACAGAUGGAAAACCCACCCAAGGUGGCUUCUCUCAAUCCAUGGUGGUACAUCAAAAGUUUGUGGUGAAAAUACCAGAUGGGUUGGCUCUAGAACAGGCAGCACCACUACUGUGUGCAGGUGUGACAGUGUUCAGUCCACUGAACCACUUUGGAUUGAAACAGAGUGGACUCAGGGGAGGAAUAUCAGGGCUUGGAGGAGUUGGACACAUGGGUGUUCUGGUAGCCAAGGCAAUGGGACACCAUGUGACUGUCAUAAGCUCUUCUAAUAAGAAGAAAGUCGAGGCCUUGGAGCAUCUUGGUGCUGAUGACUACCUGGUCAGCUCGGACGAAACUCGGAUGAAAGAAGCGGCUGACUCACUUGAUUAUAUCAUUGACACUGUCCCUGUUGUUCACCCUCUUGAGCCAUACCUUUCAUUGCUCAAGCUUGAUGGGAAGCUUAUCUUGACUGGUGUUAUUAACACCCCUCUUCAAUUCAUGGCACCUCUUCUUAUGCUUGGGAGAAAGGUAAUCACAGGGACCAACAUUGGGAGCAUGAAAGAAAUACAGGAGAUCAUUGAUUUCAGCAAGGAGAAGGGUUUUAGUUCAAUGAUUGAAGUGGUCAAAAUGGAUUACAUCAACAAAGCUUUCGAGAGGCUCGAGAGGAACGAUGUUCGGUACAGGUUUGUUGUUGAUGUUGCAGGCAGCAAGCUUGAUCAAUAGAGAGAUGAAAACUCUGAAGCAGCUAAUAUUAUACAGCGACUUGGACAUUAUUUAGUUUCUUGUUUGUAGAGUGCCCAUGUUGGUUUUUCUGUUAUAGCGACUUGGACAUUAUUUAGUGUCUUUUUUGUAGGGUGCCCAUGUUGGUUUUUCGUCUGGGUUUUUCAUGUGUGUCUGGGUUUUUCAUGUGUUGUAAUAAUGUUGCUGUGAACUCGUUGGUAUGGAUUGAAAUUAAUUUAAGAUGAAGUUUUUAUGGGAGUA